Molecule: messenger RNA, 5501 nt
Organism: Mytilus californianus (California mussel)
Lineage: Eukaryota; Metazoa; Mollusca; Bivalvia; Mytilida; Mytilidae
Product: armadillo repeat-containing protein 3-like
Exons: 20
Coding region: 9-2279 (756 amino acids)
Molecular function (GO): protein binding
Source: RefSeq, a predicted model, not a curated record
CUGAAAAAAUGGCUGAUUCAAAAAGAUCUUUGGACGUAGCAAGAUCCCAUUUGCUCUCCCGUGAAAGAGCUCUCACAUCAUCACGAGAUACUGCAAGAUCUCAUCUCUCAUCUCGAGGAACAGACAUGGGGAAGAAAGUAAAGAAGGACGAGAAACCACCUCCUGAUGACGUGUUUGACCCUCUGUUGGUUGAGAGCAGACAAGCUGGAACUGUGGUCCUUAUGUUAAGUAGUCCAGAGGAAGAUGUACAGGCCAAAGCAUGUGAAGCUAUUUAUAAAUAUGUUGAUAAAUGUGAUGAAAAUAAGAAACAGCUACUUGAUUUAAAUGCAAUUGAGGCUUUACUUCCACUUUUACAAAGCGAAGAUAGAAUUGUCAGAAGAAAUGCUUGUAUGGCAGUCAGUGUUAUGACAGCUCAUUCUGAAGUAAGGAAAAAGUUGAGAAAGAAUGAAGAAGCCAUACCUGCUAUGAUAACAUUGUUAGCACCUGAAGAGGAUACUGUUGUACAUGAGUUCUGUGCCCUUGGUUUAUCACAGAUGGCUAUAGAGUUUAGCAGUAAAGCAGUGAUAUUUGAGAAUAAUGGAAUAGAACCAUUGGUGAAAUGUCUGAGCUCAUCUGAUCCUGAUGUACAGAAAAAUGCUAUAGAGACUUUGGCACAACUUCUUCUUGACUACCAGACAAGGGCUGCAAUCAAAGAUGCUGAUGGAUUAUCUCCCAUGUUAGAAUUACUAAAAUCAGAAUUUUCCAUCAUACAGAAGUUAGCUCUACUUGCAUUAGACAGGGCAUCACAAGAUGCUGACAACAGAGGUGCUUUGAGAGAAUUAGAGGCUAUGUCUAAACUGGUAGAUUUUGUAGCCCAUCCUGAAUGGAAUGAUUUACAUGUUAUGGCUGUAAUGGUUCUAGCCAACCUGUUAGAAGACCAUGAAAGUUUAGAGUUAGUAAAAGAGACAGGCACACUGAAGAGACUUGUUGCUCUGAUAACAGAUCAGCCUCCACCAGAGGAAGAGGCAAAAGGUGGAGGUGGAAAGGGAGGAAAGGCAGAAAAAGGAGGGUCAAGGGCAGCUAAAAAGAGUGCUAAAGAUGGGGGUAAAUCUAGCAGAGGCAAAAAGUCCUCAGAAGAAAAAGAGGAGUCAAUACCAGGAGAGGCCAUCAUACCUACCCUACCUGAUGUUAAAAUGUGUGCAGCUAAAGCUAUAGCUAGAUCAGCCAGGAGUGCUGAAAACAGAAAGAUUCUACAUGAACAAGAAGCAGAGAAAAUGUUGAUCCACUUAUUGGCUCAUGAGUCUACCGAAGUUCAAACAGCUGCAGCUCAGGCUCUUGGUAUUAUGUCAGAAAAUCUGCUCACUAAAGACUCAAUACGAGAGUGGGAGGGUGUUCAGCCAUUGGUGAAGUUACUGAAUUCAGACAAUGGUGAUGUUAAAGAAGCAGCUUCAUUGGCACUAGCUAAUCUGACUGCCAAUAACAGUACUAAUUGUCAUGAUAUCAGUAACUUUAAUGGAAUUGAUGCCUUAAUCCAUACAUUAGCUGAUGCUAGAGAGGAGGCUGUAGCUAAUGCUGCCUGUUGUCUGACAAACAUGGCCACUGAGGAAGCAUUGAGAAGUGAUGCUCAGAACAAACAUAUUGUAGUCAAACUUAUAGAGCCUUUAAAAUCAAAGAAUACAAAUGUACAGUCGAAAUGUUCGUUAGCAGUGGCAGCUUAUGUAUGUGAUGCUGACUCCAGAGCUGAUUUCAGAAAUAAUGGAGGUAUUGAGUAUUUAAUAACAUUGUUACAUUCUGGAAAUGAUGAAGUUAGGAGAAAUUCCUCUUGGGCCAUAGCUGUUUGUGCUGUAGAUGAACAGACUGCUUCAGAAGUUUGCAAGUUAGGUGGAAUGUCAGUAUUACAAGAGAUACAGGUGUCAGGAACCAGGAGAAAUCCUUUUGCUGAUGUGGCACUGCAAAACUUACUCAACAGUAACCUAUCAGCUAAAUAUUCACUGACUGGAGCCCUUAGUUCAACAAACAUAAUACUAGAUGGAUUCUAUGAUGCUGGACAGUUGAGACCUGGAAGUCAGUUCUUGUCGCUGGAGGACUACUGUAAACAGGAACUACAUGACAAACGACCUGUACUUCUAGUUAAUGCUAAACCAGAGUCAGCACCCAAGGAAUCUCAGUCAAAUGCAGAUGCUGAAAUGGCAAAAGACAGUUCAAAGACUAGUGUAUCUGGGAAAUCCUCCCGUACUGGACGGGAAACUAAGGCAGUUGUUUCCCUUUUGCAGUCCUUCGCCACCGUAAGUAUUUGCUGAUUUAUUGUAUUCUCACACAGCCUAAAGGAAGAUGUAUGCAUGGUUUAAUGGUGUAUAGUGUUGUACUUUUGUAAAAAAAAAAAGUGGUCAUAUUAUAAAAUAAUAAAAUUGUCGGCUUGGCAUAUUAACAUUUCAUGAAAACAAAUUAUUUCUUUAAAAAAAAAGAUGUGUUCUAGAAACAUCUGGCCAUCCAGUCAUAAAAAUUUUGUGUAUGAUUAUCGUACUUGGGCUCAUAAUUCAUCCAAUCAAAAUAAUGGAUUUAGUAUUUUGAGCACAAAUUUUGUACUCUUGAAUACUGAGUAAAGAUUUAUGACCAUGAGCCCUGAAUUUCUGAUUUUGUUUUCUUUUAAAAAACUUCCAUACUUCAUUAUUGUAAAAAUGUAUGCUCAGGAGUUAUUUUGUUGCAUCAACUCCAAAAAUAGAAGACUCUUAUAUUGGAAUUAUAUUAUAUACUGCUAAAUGUAUAAAGAAUUCCUAACUAAAGUCCAUAUAUUUAUCCCAUCAUAUUUAUAAACAACUUUUGUAAUCUGCUUUCUGUGUUAAUACAUAAAUACCUGUUAUCAAAAGUAAUAUUAAAAAAAAACAAAAUCCCAUGUAACCUAUAUAUGCAUAUUACUGGCCAGUUUAUAAACAUUUGAAUUAUAGCAUUACCUAUCUCUAUACACACAAUGAAAAAAAGCACAAUCCCAUGUAACCUUUAUAUGUAUAUUACUGGUCAGUUUAUAAACUGUUUUGAAUUCUGCUUUACAUAUCUCUAUCAACACAAUAGAAAAAUUAUGUGUUACUUUUUGUAAUUAUUAAAUUUAGAGAGGGCCAUACACUCAGCAGGUUUAAAAUUGGUUUCAACAACUCUGGAGAAAUCUCUAGUUUUGUUUUUUGAGAAGAAAAUUGUAAUCCUAUUCAAUAUACCAUUAUUUUUCAGUGGCAGUCAAAAUUCUGACUACCCUCUUAGUCUACCCUAACUUAUUGAUCUGUUUUAUAUUUGGUAGUUGUUUAUAAUGUUCUUGAAGUGUUUGCCAAUGAACAUUAAGCACAUGACAAUCAAUCCUUAUAACAAAAGAUUUAUAAUCUGGCUUUUUGUUUGAUAUUCACAUGCUAAAACUUACAUGUAUGUUCAAUUUAAUUGCUAUUAAACUCAAUCCUAACAUGAUUUAAAUGAAUCAGGCUUUUAUAUCUUUUCUGCCCUUUAAAUGAAAACACUUGUAAAAUGUCAGUUUUAUUUUCAUAAACAAGGCAGUUGAAGAACUGGCACAAAUUAAUAGUUCUUCAUUGAAUUUACAUUGUAAAUAGCACAAAUAAGGGUUCAGUCCCUUUUCAAAGCUGUUUACAUGUUGAUAAGAUGUCGCAUUAUCUGAAUUGUUGCUCUUUCUGUUAUUCAACUGAAAUUAUUGUUUGAAAAUUAAUUUCCGGUAUUUUACAGUGAAUUGUGUUGAUGUGUACUUAGUAUGUUUGUAUUGUCUUUGCAUUGUUUAAUUAUUAGAAUGUUUGAGAUAUUAUCAACGUAAAGAAAUAAUAGCAGAUUUGUAAGAAAGUCUAUUGUCCAACUAUGGUGUUUAACCAAACUUUUUCUGUCUCAGCUUGUCCCCAUCCAAGUUAUUUUACAAUUUUUGCAAGAUUUGCAUAUAGUUGAAAGAUUGAAAACUUAAACUGAGUAUUCAAAAAUAUUUGUACAUAUUAAAGCAACCUUGUCAACACUGUUAAGAUAUCAUCUUAGUUUUCCAUUUAUCAGGUUACUAGCACAAAGACUUUACAGCAUUCCAUCUAUAAAAAAGAAGAUGUGGUAUGAUUGCCAAUGGGACAACUCUCCACAAGAGACCAAAUGACACAGAAAUUAACAACUAUAGGUCACCGUACGGCCUUCACCAAUGAGCAAAACUCAUAGCAAGUAUUGCCAAACAAGUUAGAAAAGGGAAUAUGAUUUGCCAGAAAAGUUUAUGACCUGGGAUCACUUAAAAAGGGACGCUGAUUGGAUGUUGUAAUAUCUUUGUGCUGGUGGAGUAGAGAACUGCAAAGUAACCCUGAUGUAAAAGAAGAAUUUUUCAUUUGAGACCUAUCAAAAUUUGUAAAAUAAAGACCAAAUGUAUAGAAAACAAAAAGUUGUGUAAUGUCAUUUUUGUCAUGUCUGCAACUUUAUGUCGCGGAAACGAGUCAUAGAGAUCCGAUAUUCUGUUGUAGGUGGCAUCUUCAUUUAGGUUCAGUCUGUGUUUUAAGUUUUUUAGACAUCAAUAACUUUGUCAAACCUUCAUGGAAUUUUAUUAAACUUUGGCAUAAGCUUUUUAAUAUUAAGAAAUAAUGUCUAAAGCAAAAUUUUCAAAAAAACUUUUUUAUCUCAUUUUCAGUAUUUUGCUGAUACAACUUAGUUUUUUGCAGAUCAUUUACAGACAGUCCGUCUGUGAUUAAAGUUUUAUGACACUACACAUUUGUAAAUCUUCGUGGAUUAUUAUGAAACUUGGGCAGAAGAUGAUCUUCAAGACAAAGAAAAAAGCAUCUGAAGAAAAAAUAUUGAUUUUUUUUAUAUAAAUUCUUUUUUUUUUAACUGAUCAAUGGACUUACAUUUUACAGUCAACAUUACACUUUAACACUGACAUUAACAAUCGCAGAUGAGAAGCAAUUUUUUACUUCAUGCUUUACACCACUGUACUGCUAUGCACUAUUUUUAGGAAUAUUUUUAUAAAAAAGAAUAUUUGAUGUCUCCCAAGUAAUCUCUAAAUGACAAAAAUAAGUGUUAAUAUUUAUAAAUUAGAAUCAGUGUCUGCUGAUACAAAAUGUAUAAUGACUUUAAACUCCAGAUGUUGUGUGAGAAUAUAUCCUUUUUUAAUUGUAUUGUUGCUAGUUUAUGUUUUAGCCAUUUUGUGAUGUUGCUCAAACUUUAAAUGUUGUGUCAUAAUGCGAUUUUUUCAGAGUUGAGUUAUUGUUCUUUGUAAACAACAUUAAUAAUACAUGCAUGCUUAACGUAGAUGUUUGAUCAUUUUAAUAUGAGUGAAAAAACAUUUAUUGAACAGCUGAAAUAUUUGAAGGUAAAAAAAAAUCCAAAUAGGUUACAUCGUAUAUUAUAUUUUUAUCAGAAAACAGAACUAUGUGUAUCCCAUAUUUAUAUUUAUCCUUAUUUUAAUCGUCAAAAUUAUAAGUCAGUACGUAUGAAAUGAAACUGCAGUAUAUAACUAUUACUCUCUCUUCAUUUCAUAACAGAAAAUCCAAAGCACAGAAAGAAAAAGAAGAAAA